This is a messenger RNA of Carica papaya (papaya), 1013 nucleotides long. RefSeq names its product YCF36, putative (DUF1230). The record is from RefSeq and is a predicted model, not a curated record. Lineage: Eukaryota; Viridiplantae; Streptophyta; Magnoliopsida; Brassicales; Caricaceae.
UUGUUUUUCCAAAGAAAAAAAUAAAAUUUUAAAGAAAAAGUUGCAUCCCAAUCACACGCAAGAAUCUGGAUAAAGCAAGAAUACAGGCAUGGCUGUGGUGCUGGUUCAGCUCUCAUAUACGCCCAGAUUGAUACUAACACAGACCCACCAGAAAUCCUUCCUAAAUGGUAAAACCUCAAUUCCCAGAAUUCAUUUGGCAUGGUCGUACAAAAAUGGAAAUGGGUUGCCGGAACUAGACUGUCCUGUACCAACGGAGCAGCAACCCAUAAACGAGUACCAGUCCCUCUCAACCUCUUUCCCUUUCUCCUGGGCCGCCGGUGACCUAGUUGAGUACUCCUCCGGGUUACUAGUCACCGGUGCUUCUUUCGCUCUUUUUGUCGGGUUGCCCGUUGCCUGGUUCGGCUCCGUCGGAUAUGACUCCGACCCUUCGAAAAAAAUUCUUACUGCUAUUUCAAGUGGGAUCUUCGUCGUGAUUCUUGCCGUCGUGAGGAUGUAUCUGGGUUGGGCUUAUGUUGGUAAUCGUUUGCUGAGUGCCACUGUUGAGUAUGAAGAGACGGGAUGGUAUGAUGGUCAGAUCUGGGUAAAGCCUGCAGAAAUUUUGGCACGCGAUCGUCUUCUGGGUUCAUUUUCAGUGAAGCCUGUGCUGAGCAGACUCAAGUACAGUCUAGUGAGUCUAGCGGCAACACUGUUUCUGUGUCUUGUUCUUCUCUUCAAUGUUGAUGGAAGUCAAAAGGUAGAAGUGGAAGAGAGAGUUAUUCGUGGAGUCUAUAGUGAAGAAUCUGCCAGAGCCUUUGAGCCAGACGCUUUCUGCGGUGAACCUUCACUUUAAUAACCUCCCAACCAUGACUCAAACCUCUAUAUAUACAACAAUAAUAUGUGAUUGUAACAUACACCACUUAGUUUACUAUAACAUGUAUAUGUGUAUAUAUAUAAGUUUGUAUAACUUAUGAUGAACACUAUAAUUUUAUUUAUUGACUUAGCUAAAGAGCUUUAAAUAGACUUUAAUUUUAGCA